This is a messenger RNA of Naegleria fowleri, 2172 nucleotides long. RefSeq lists its product as uncharacterized. The annotation marks the transcript as partial. The record is from RefSeq and is a predicted model, not a curated record. The transcript has a single exon. Lineage: Eukaryota; Heterolobosea; Eutetramitea; Acrasida; Naegleriidae.
AUGAACGUGCUCAAAAAACCUUCAUGGCCAUUCUUCAAGAAACUUUUGCUAUGUGGUCUUGGAGCGGUGAUUGCAAUUUCAGCUUUUUUGCUUUAUAUACACACUGCAUACCCGGUUCGGGACUUUCAAAAUACCGUCUUGAUUCAGAGAAAAUUUCAAGAAUGGCCACCAGAGAGAAAGUUGUUUUCACUUUUAUACCAAGAAAUAACUGAAAACAAGUUUCCUCUUGUUGAAACAGAUAUGGAAGAACACAAAUAUAUUUAUGAUUACAUUAGAAUGAUCAUGAAUAAUGAAUCAGGAUAUUUAAAGCAGAGAGUGAUGGAUAUACUUGAAAAUCACGAAUAUCUUGUUUAUUUACUGUGUUCCACGAGUAGAUAUCUCAAUUUCUUUAAGUUGGCUGAUCAUUCUGCUCUCCAUCCGUUGUGUAUCAAAAUUUGUUACAAGAACCGAAAUUUGGCUAAGUUACUCAAUGAAAAAGCACCAGGAAUUUGCGACCCUUAUUCUGAGAUAGCUGAUGAGAAGUGGAAAAAGUCAUCUCUCAAUAAUAAGCUUUAUCUUUGGACCAGUGAUUUUCAUGCAGCACCUAUUGGUUGUAAUAUGAAGGGUUUGGGUUUGGGUUUGGGUUUGGGUUUGGGUUUGGGUUUGGGUUUGGGUUUGGGUUUGGGUUUGGGUUUGGGUUUGGGUUUGGGUUUGGGUUUGGGUUUGGGUUUGGGUUUGGGUUUGGGUUUGGGUUUGGGUUUGGGUUUGGGUUUGGGUUUGGGUUUGGGUUUGGGUUUGGGUUUGGGUUUGGGUUUGGGUUUGGGUUUGGGUUUGGGUUUGGGUUUGGGUUUGGGUUUGGGUUUGGGUUUGGGUUUGGGUUUGGGUUUGGGUUUGGGUUUGGGUUUGGGUUUGGGUUUGGGUUUGGGUUUGGGUUUGGGUUUGGGUUUGGGUUUGGGUUUGGGUUUGGGUUUGGGUUUGGGUUUGGGUUUGGGUUUGGGUUUGGGUUUGGGUUUGGGUUUGGGUUUGGGUUUGGGUUUGGGUUUGGGUUUGGGUUUGGGUUUGGGUUUGGGUUUGGGUUUGGGUUUGGGUUUGGGUUUGGGUUUGGGUUUGGGUUUGGGUUUGGGUUUGGGUUUGGGUUUGGGUUUGGGUUUGGGUUUGGGUUUGGGUUUGGGUUUGGGUUUGGGUUUGGGUUUGGGUUUGGGUUUGGGUUUGGGUUUGGGUUUGGGUUUGGGUUUGGGUUUGGGUUUGGGUUUGGGUUUGGGUUUGGGUUUGGGUUUGGGUUUGGGUUUGGGUUUGGGUUUGGGUUUGGGUUUGGGUUUGGGUUUGGGUUUGGGUUUGGGUUUGGGUUUGGGUUUGGGUUUGGGUUUGGGUUUGGGUUUGGGUUUGGGUUUGGGUUUGGGUUUGGGUUUGGGUUUGGGUUUGGGUUUGGGUUUGGGUUUGGGUUUGGGUUUGGGUUUGGGUUUGGGUUUGGGUUUGGGUUUGGGUUUGGGUUUGGGUUUGGGUUUGGGUUUGGGUUUGGGUUUGGGUUUGGGUUUGGGUUUGGGUUUGGGUUUGGGUUUGGGUUUGGGUUUGGGUUUGGGUUUGGGUUUGGGUUUGGGUUUGGGUUUGGGUUUGGGUUUGGGUUUGGGUUUGGGUUUGGGUUUGGGUUUGGGUUUGGGUUUGGGUUUGGGUUUGGGUUUGGGUUUGGGUUUGGGUUUGGGUUUGGGUUUGGGUUUGGGUUUGGGUUUGGGUUUGGGUUUGGGUUUGGGUUUGGGUUUGGGUUUGGGUUUGGGUUUGGGUUUGGGUUUGGGUUUGGGUUUGGGUUUGGGUUUGGGUUUGGGUUUGGGUUUGGGUUUGGGUUUGGGUUUGGGUUUGGGUUUGGGUUUGGGUUUGGGUUUGGGUUUGGGUUUGGGUUUGGGUUUGGGUUUGGGUUUGGGUUUGGGUUUGGGUUUGGGUUUGGGUUUGGGUUUGGGUUUGGGUUUGGGUUUGGGUUUGGGUUUGGGUUUGGGUUUGGGUUUGGGUUUGGGUUUGGGUUUGGGUUUGGGUUUGGGUUUGGGUUUGGGUUUGGGUUUGGGUUUGGGUUUGGGUUUGGGUUUGGGUUUGGGUUUUGGGUUUGGGUUUGGGUUUGGGUUUGGGUUUGGGUUUGGGUUUGGGUUUGGGUUUGGGUUUGGGUUUGGGUUUGGGUUUGGGUUUGGGUUUGGGUUUGGGUUUGGA